AAAAUUAAAAACCCUUUAUAUUUAAACGUGCUUUAAAAUGUAAUGCUAAAAGGUUUAACUAAUAUGACUUACUUUUUUUUGCUAUUUUAGGGUAUUGACAAGACGAAAAUUUAAGAAGAACUACAGUGAAAGUAUUACGGCAAAAAGAUAUUCGAGGAACGAAAAGGAUCGAUUAAAUUAAAGACAAGACUCAUUCAUGUGAUUCACACUGAACAAAUCAAAUUCUAUUUAUUCUGGUUCCUGAUCCUUACGAAAAUAAUGAUUCUGCAUAAAAAUUCACAUAUUGUACAUCUUGUUAUGUAUAAGGCAUGUCUGUAAAUACUCAUUUCCCGCUGUUUAAACAACUAUUUGUAAACUAUAUUUAAUGUGUAUUCAGAAUUUAGAAUGCAUUUUUGUGUUUGGUAACAGGAAAAGAUUUUAUGAAAUAAAAUGUGAUAGAUAUUUAAAGAUUAAUUAUGAACUCUUCAAACUGGGGCUCAAAUGUCGCCAUCUUACACACCAUCUUCAAUUUCACAGAACCAUUUCAUCCGUUCGAACUUAUACCGGAAGUAUCAACUUUCGAAUUUAUAACCGAAGGUAUUAUGGUAACUACCAUAGGAAUGCUUGGAGUAAUAGCCAAUAUAGUGUCAUUGGUAAUCUUAUCUCGACCACAAAUGCGGUCGUCAAUCAAUUGUGGCUUACAAGGUUUAGCCAUCUUUGACACCAUAGUUCUGCUCUGUGCUGUACUUAUGCUGGGUUUGAACAAACUUGGGUGCAGACUUCAGCUACUAAGCUCUUACGCCUUGUAUGUGUCACCUUUCAUAAUUCCAAUCGCUUAUCCUGUUGGCUUGAUUGCCCAAACAGGAUCCGUCUGGACAACAGUCGCUGUGACAGUCGAGCGGUACAUUGCUGUAUGUCACCCCUUGAAGGCAAAGUCCUUGUGUACCUACAGAAGAGCUAGAUUCUUCAACCUCUUUAUCACUAUCAUGGCCAUCGUGUACAACAUACCACGCUUCUGGGAAGUUGAACAUUCUGAGUUCUUUGCACCUGAAUUGAAUCACACUGUCUACAAGAUAGUAGCUUCUCAGUUGAGAGUGAACAAGUUGUACUACGAAGUCUAUCACAUAUGGUUGUAUCUCUUGGUUAUGUACUUCAUACCAUUCUUGAUUUUAACUGUUUUUAACAUAUAUAUUUGGCACACAGUAAGACGAGCUAAUAGGGAGAGGCAAACUCUCAGUCGCAAACAAGAAGGCGAGUUUAGUCUUGCCAUGAUGCUUCUUUGUGUUGUAGUUGUGUUUUUAACUUGUAACAUACUUGCACUUGUAAUUAACAUUAUCGAAUACUUCGAUAUAUUUUUACCUCCACUGGUUAGAGUCUCUAACCUGUUGGUUACGGUAAAUUCAUCUGUGAAUUUCGUUAUUUAUUGUAUAUUUGGUCGGAAAUUCAAAAGAACAUUUUUGGUGUUGUUUUGUAAAUAUCCAAUUCAGCGAGCUAGUUUAAAUGACAGCUUUCAAGGAAGUACUUGGAUACGAUUCCGAACCAUCAAAUCAUCUUCUUUGUCUCUUAAUUAUUCGGUAAAUGGAAACGGACAUUGCCACAUGUAAAAUUACAUAUCUUCAUCUAUGUAUUGUGUAUUUGUUUACAUUUCAAUUGUUUCAUUGAUGUAUUUGGUGUAUUGUUCAAAUGUUGCGUUUUGUAACACGUGAUAUGACUGUAUAAUUCAUAAGACUUUCUUGCUUGACUCAAAAACUUUAAAUGCGUAAUUAUUUACCUCUUUUUUACUCAUUCAUGCCAACGAAUAUAAAAUUAAAUGCAUUAUUUCAGUUGAAACGCUAUUACCAUGAAAAUCAUACAACGAAAAAUUGAACUUUCAGAAUUUAUGUACUAAAAUAAACCUUUUUCAUCAAGAUUUUAAAAAAAUUCAAAUUUUUUAAAUGUUUCAAACCAAAAGAUAAUAUUUUUAUUGUUUUUGUUCCGUUAUUUUCAUUUAAAUUCACAAUAAACAAACACAAGAUACAAAAUUACGCAUUCUACACAACUAUAAUGGAGUCAUUAAUUUUAAUUCUUGUUCCCAUUUUAAAUAUAGCAUAAAAAUAAAUGUUAAUUUUAAUCUUAAAACAUUAGGGUUUGUUAUAGGCCGGUAAAAGUUUUUAAAAAGAGUGUCAGGAAAAGAAUUUUUUUUUCUAGAAUAUUGACAUUAUCUUGAUUGUUUGUUAAAUUGAAGAGAAGAUAAAUUUGUUUUCUAAGUUAAUAAAAAUAAUACAGAAAAUAAUAUACUAUGUUUACAAACUAAAUGUUAAAUGC
Molecule: messenger RNA, 2283 nt
Organism: Parasteatoda tepidariorum (common house spider)
Lineage: Eukaryota; Metazoa; Arthropoda; Arachnida; Araneae; Theridiidae
Source: RefSeq, a predicted model, not a curated record